UUGCCACUGCUCAUGCAUGUGAAAAGAACAUAGCUGAUAAAAACAAGUCUCUUAAGCACAAGGUAAGGAAGUCAUUCUCGGAGAAGCAGAGAUUGUUGUAACAACGCUUAGUGGGUGUGGAGGUGAUAUUUACGGAGUUUGCUCGGAAACUGCUUCAACUAAGAAAUAUGGAAAUUUCUCUGAGCAAGCUUUGUUUGAUGUUUUUGUUAUCGAUUUAAGCUGCACAGGUGGGGUCUCGGACUCUCAAUACAAACUAUCCUCUUUCAAAUCAAGCUAGCUUUAUAUUUAAUAUUUGUUAUAUGCUAAACACUAAGCUUCUUUUGGUUUACUCAUAUUUAGGCUCUUGAGCAUGCAACUUUGAUUCCACUUUAGCUACUCAAGUCAAAAGGAGCUAAGUGCAUAAUGUACCGAAUGCAUCCUUACAUUAGCAGAUUCCCAUCGUUGCAUUUCUAUGAAAACAAACUGCUGGAUGGUGCUCAGAAGGCUGAGAAAUCAGAUCCUUUCCAUGAUCACCGUUGUCUUGGUCCAUACAUGUUCUUUGAUAUUGCCGAUGGUCAUGAGCAUGCUGGAACAAGUGCUGCUGCACAAUCACUCUCUAAUCAAUUUGAAGCUGGUGCAGCACUUGAAAUACUGUCAUUUUUAAAGAACAAAUAUCCAACAGAUUUCUCCUGUAGGAAGAUAGGGAUCAUAACUUAUGGCUAUGUUGUGGAAGAGUUCUUGCGGUGUGAGCUUGAGAAAGAAGGAGACGGCAAGUGAAAGACUGAGAAGACCAGGGAUUCUUCUUUGCCAGCCGUAAGGUGGAGGCGUUGCUUAGGGAACAUGUGCGUACAUCCUUGCUCCUUUUAUUCUUCCAGUUUUAGGUACUUUCCAGCAGGCUUGUACGGAGUACCUAUCUUGCUAUGUACUGAAUUAUUUGCAACUAUGUAGCAAACUGUAUUAGGAGAUCCAGAUAUAUAA
Molecule: messenger RNA, 957 nt
Organism: Triticum dicoccoides
Lineage: Eukaryota; Viridiplantae; Streptophyta; Magnoliopsida; Poales; Poaceae
Product: probable helicase MAGATAMA 3
Exons: 4
Coding region: 403-756 (117 amino acids)
Source: RefSeq, a predicted model, not a curated record